This is a messenger RNA of Bufo bufo (common toad), 4134 nucleotides long. It is a transcript of the gene MAP3K10, whose product is annotated as mitogen-activated protein kinase kinase kinase 10. The record is from RefSeq and is a predicted model, not a curated record. Gene Ontology annotation, biological process: positive regulation of apoptotic process; protein phosphorylation. Gene Ontology annotation, molecular function: protein binding; JUN kinase kinase kinase activity; ATP binding. NCBI's taxonomy places the organism in Eukaryota, Metazoa, Chordata, Amphibia, Anura, Bufonidae. The transcript is spliced from 11 exons. The coding region runs from base 609 to 3587 and encodes 992 amino acids.
GCCUGAAACAGCUGACAGCCUGGGUAAGGUGAAUGGAAACCAUUACCCCAGAGAGAGAGACAGGAGCUAGAGCUGUAUUCCUGCAGGUGAUGAAGGAGAAGGAUGAAGCCAUCACCUUCUCAUAGAGGACUGAGGAGGAUGACGAUGCUGGAGAUGAUGUGAAGAUUGUAGGAAUUUGAGCCUGGCUGCAAUUGCUGCUUUUGGGUCCCUGCAUGCUGCAAGAGAUCAUCUUUCCAUGAUAGAUCAGACCCCAAUCGUGGACAUGUGAGUUCCUGUUUGAAGCUUUCAGAGACUUGAAGUUCCAGGAUCGUAGACAGUCACCUAAUUCACCUGAAUUUUCAGAAACCUCCACCCUGAUGUACCUGAAGGAUUUGGCUUGGCCUAAGCAAUUUUACUAAAGCGGCUUGAUCAGCAGAAUGUGUCCUUUGGAAGAUGGAUGGAAAAAUGAGUAAUGGAGUUGAUCCUGGGUUUAGUCAGGGGCCACUAUAUGCGCAACUGGUCUUGGACGUCUUUAAAUCUCUUUAUUAUGGAAGUAGGUACAUUGGACAAGUGCAAUCUUGGGAUUAGCAUGGAGUAAAAUGAGAACUUCCCUACCUUGAUCUGCAGGUAUGGAUGGCUUUCCAAAAGCUGAGACCAUGUUGUGGCAAAACUCUAAAGACCCAAAAGAAAAUGGGAUGUGGCAUGAUACGGAGGAUUAUGGAGGUUCCAACCCUUUGUGGACAGCAGUUUUCGAUUACGAGGCCACGGCAGAAGAAGAACUAACAUUAAGAAGAGGUGACUUGGUGGAGAUCCUCUCCAAGGACUCUACAGUCUCUGGUGAUGAAGGUUGGUGGACUGGAAAAGUUAGAGACAAAGUAGGCAUCUUUCCAAGCAACUAUGUGGUCAGUGACCUUAAAUAUACCACCUGGAAGGCCACCCCGAAAGAUUUCCCUCAUCCACUGCAGAUAAAGUUUGAAGAGCUGGAUUUGGAGGAAAUCAUUGGGGUGGGAGGUUUCGGGAAGGUCUACAGGGGCAUAUGGCGAGGAGAAGAGAUGGCAGUUAAGGCAGUUCGGCAUGACCCAGACGAAGAUAUCAGCGUGACAGCAGAAAAUGUCAGACAGGAAGCCAAACUUUUUUGCAUGUUGCACCAUCCCAACAUUAUAGCCUUGAAAGGAGUAUGUACAACACCUCCGCAUCUUUGCUUGGUCAUGGAAUAUGCAAGAGGUGGACCAUUACAUCGGGCUUUGGCUGGAAAAAAAGUCCCAGCUCACGUACUAGUCAACUGGGCUGUUCAGAUCGCAAGAGGCAUGAAGUAUCUUCACAGUGAUGCCAUUGUACCCAUUAUUCACAGGGACCUAAAGUCCAGCAACAUCUUGAUACUUGAGAAGAUUGAGAACAACGACCUAUAUAACAAAACCUUAAAGAUCACAGACUUUGGUUUGGCCAGGGAGUGGCAGAAGACCACUAAGAUGAGUGCAGCGGGCACCUAUGCUUGGAUGGCUCCGGAAGUCAUUCGUCUCUCGCUAUUUUCCAAGAGCAGCGAUGUGUGGAGUUUUGGGGUUCUUCUGUGGGAGCUGCUUACUGGGGAGGUGCCUUAUCGGGAAAUUGAUGCUCUGGCCGUUGCCUAUGGAGUUGCAAUGAACAAACUGACUCUCCCAAUCCCAUCAACGUGUCCGGAUCCAUUUGUAAGGAUCUUAGAAGCAUGUUGGGACCCAGACCCUCACAGUCGCCCUUCAUUUUGCACCAUCUUGGAGCAACUGACCGCCAUAGAACAGUCAGCCAUGUUCCAGAUGCCUCUUGAAUCCUUCCAUUCCUUGCAGGAAGACUGGAAAAUAGAGAUUCAGCAAAUGUUUGAUGAGCUCAGGAAUAAAGAGAAGGAACUUCGCAGUCGGGAGGAGGAGCUGGUGCGUGCAGCUGAGGAGCAGAGGAACCUGGAGGAGAUGCUCCGAAGAAGAGAACAAGAGCUGGCAGAACGAGAGUUUGACAUUGUAGAACGGGAGCUGAACAUUAUAAUGUACCAGAUGUAUCAGGAGAAACCCAAGGUGAAGAAGCGGAAGGGAAAUUUUAAGAAAAGUCGUCUGAAGCACAAGGAUGGAAAUCGCAUCAGCUUACCCUCAGGUUUUGAACACAAGAUCACUGUACAAGCUUCAACAACUCUGGACAAGUGCAAAGGUCAAGGAUCAAGCAGUUGCAGUCCUCCCGGAAGCCCCCUGAUCAUCCCUAGGCUGCGUGCCAUUCGAUUGACCCCUGUAGACGGCAGUAAAACCUGGGGACGUAGCUCAGUGCUGAAGAAGGAGGAGGAGACCUCAACCAAGAAGAAGGGGAGGACAUGGGGUCCAAGUUCUACGCAACCAAAGGAAAGAGCCGGAGGAGAAGAGAGGCUGAAGGCACUUGGAGAAGGUAGCAAGCAGUGGUCCAACAGUGCCCCUAACCUAGGAAAAUCACCCAAACACGCACCUAUCAGCGCUGGCUUCGCUAGUCUCACAGAAAUGGAGGAAUAUGCAGAGAAUGAAGGCUCCGUUCCCCAGUCCCCGUAUUCCACACAGUCCUACCUCACGUUACCCCUCCAGACCGAUGUCAAGAGUAACACCGAGGACUCCAGCCUAUCUGCCGCGUCAUCUUCAGACAGUCCUAAGCGCACCCCUCAGUCGCGCAGGAAAAGUGAACUGGUGCUGCUAGGAUGUGCGUCCCUCUUAGCGGCCGUGGCAUUGGGUACUGACCUCACCGAACUGGUGCCCCAGGAAGAAAAGAGAAAGGGAAUCUUUCAGUGGGCAGGAAGGGGUCAGCGACGCAACGCCAACUCCCCCAGUCGCUCUAUUUCUAAAGAGGAGCCGGUCAUCCCUCCCAGUUCAGUCACCCUCAUCUCCUUGUCUUCCAUCUCAGACUGUAACUCCACCAAGUCCCUUAUCCGUUCAGAUAGCGACGAGGCUGUUUUGGCCGGUGAUAACGCGCCCUGUGGGCACCUAGGUCCCAAGGAGACCGGUAGGGAGCAGAGCGAUGGGCAAAACCCACUUGUGGACUAUAAAGUGGAAAGCUUUAAGCGGGACCCCCGGCAAUCACUGACUCCUACACACGUCACAGCCACCCGUCCUAACUCCUCUUCUACAAGAGGUCACAGGAGGACUCCAUCUGAUGGGGCCAUACGGCAGGUCACACAGGGUCACCGGCGCUCACCCUCAGAUGGCAGCACCCCGCCUCAGCUGGGUGACACAGGUUCCAAAGAGCACACUCCUUUUCCUCGCCUUCCGGACCCCCACUUUGUGUUCCCCCCUCCAGCCAGACGUAAACCCUAUGACAAGGAUUCGGCAGUAGAAAGACCCACCACCUUGGAAUUCGCACCUCGGCCUCGACCCUCUUCUAGCCGGCCCCGUUUGGACCCUUGGAAAUUUGUGUCCCUUUCUCGGACUCACAGUUCAUCUCCAUCUGGCAGCGGGGGGGAUGCCAGCUCCAGCGGAUCCGCAGAUGGUAUCCAGGUUGGGGGGGUCGAGGAGACCCUGCUGGACAUGGAAGUAGAAGGGCAAAGACUGGACAACACUGUCCCUUUGUGUGGGGGAGGGGUACAGCCACAGACUGACCCUUAUUAUAAUACGGGAGCGGACGUGUCUUAACCGUAAAAGGCCAUUGGCACCAAGUAUUAUCCGGCCGCUGCCUCGUGAAGGGAAGGAGCGGCUCUCAUGAAUGUAUUUUGUGUUGUUACCCCACGGGUUUAAAAAAAAUAUAGAAAAUAAUCAAAUAAAAUAAGGGGUGGACCCCCUCCCCCACUUUAUUCCUAUUGUCAGGAGUAGCUGAAGCGGAGCAGGCAGGUUCCAGUCCAUGAAUUAUCUGGGACUCUUAGCUCAUUAAAGUGUUCAACAUGGUACUUCACCAGUCCUUCUACACACCGGGGUUGGAUUAUCUAAUUGAUUUCUGUGAAAAUGUCUGAGCCUUUGCCUAACCCACCUGUGUUUACAAGUAUCCUUACCAUCAGCCCCGUCUCGGAGCGCCAAAGACCUUGCCGAAAUCUUGGAAGUCGCUGGCUUAGCUGCAUUGUAGCAUGGCAAUAGGCAGGGUGUGGUGACUUCCAGCAGCUAAAGGGUGUAAGACGUACCCCAACUUGCUCCAUCCGUUGUCGUCUUAAUGGUGACUGAAGUAUUAUUAAAGAAUAUUACCACUCUG